CUUCCUCGCCAGCAGAAGACUGAGAAGCAUUUAUCACAGAGCGCAGUUCCUGACUUUACAGAACAGCAGAGAUGAAGGAGCAAAGAGUCACCUAUGCAGAGCUGAAGCUGACAAAGGACUCAAAAUGGCCACAAGUGAAACCUAAAGGGAGUAAAAGCUCCACGACUGUAACGGAGCCGGGAGUAACCUACGCAGAAUUAAGUCUUCACAAUGCUUCCCGGGAUCCUCAGGAGAAUGGCAAGUCCUGUCACCUCAAAGGCUUAGCUUCACCUCCAGAGAGGCUCAUUGCUCGGAUCUUGGGACUCACCUGCAUUGUCUUGAUAUGCAUUAUUGUGCCAGUUUCCUACAAAAAGCCAGAGCAGGAUAAUUUCUCCUCAGAGCACAAUGAUUACCCAAACGUCACAAAGAGCGAGAAAGCCUGUCGUUGUGGCCCUUGUCCAAAGGGGUGGUUUACAUACUCCAACAACUGCUAUUACUUUAGUGAUGAAAAAAACACCUGGAAUGAGAGUGUGACGGCCUGUCAGAAAAAGAAGUCUCAGCUGCUUUACAUAGACACUGAGGAAGAAAUGAAAUUUAUGCAAUCCAUAUCAGUUUUGUCUUGGAUUGGAGUCUACCGUAAUGGCAGCAAUCAAACAUGGACGUUCAUAAAUGCAUCAACUUUCCAACUAGAGAUAAGAAAACCAGUACCUGUUAACCAUCACUGUGUUAUGCUACAAUCUAAAUAUUAUGCAGAAAAAAUGUGA
This is a messenger RNA of Talpa occidentalis (Iberian mole), 743 nucleotides long. RefSeq names its product NKG2-A/NKG2-B type II integral membrane protein-like. The coding region runs from base 72 to 743 and encodes 223 amino acids. Gene Ontology annotation, biological process: stimulatory C-type lectin receptor signaling pathway; positive regulation of natural killer cell mediated cytotoxicity. NCBI's taxonomy places the organism in Eukaryota, Metazoa, Chordata, Mammalia, Eulipotyphla, Talpidae. The record is from RefSeq and is a predicted model, not a curated record. The transcript is spliced from 7 exons.